AGCUGAUGCCCCGGAGCGCGUCGCGUCGGGCGGCAGGGCAGCGCUGCUCCCUCCCCCUGGAGGAGGGCCGAUCCCCCGCACUCGAGCUGCUCUGACUGCCUCUCUCACACUCACAAUGCUGGAGCUCUCCAAACACGCACAUGCAAAUCCAUGCAGGCGUUCAGUUUGGGAGAAAAUACUGGCGAGAAAAUAACUCGAGAGCGCGAUUAGCAGUAGUCGAGGUUGUUCACACUUCUAGCGUGUUUAUCGGCUAAGAGUUGACUAAAGGUGACUUUGAGUUGGUUGUUGUUGCUGAAGAAGUGUCUGGACUGGAGCGAGUGAACGAGCCACUGAUCCCGAACCCGCUGUUAUGAACUCUUUACACUAAAGUAAUGGUCCUGGUCUGCUGAUCCAAACUAUCCAAAUCUCCAGUGUUAGUUCUCAACCUUCGAAACCACAGCAUCAACAGGGCCCCUGCGUUCCCAGAAUCUGAGCUCCACGCGACCCAAACCGACUCGGUUACUCUGAAAAGGCUCUGGAAACUUGAGAACGAAAAACCGGAAGGCAAUUCAUAAGGCAAAAUAGAUUUUCCAUUCCUCCGGCCUUCCGCAUCCAUAACCAGACGGAGAGCUGAAGUUAGACGGUCUGUUGAUUUUGAUGACGCGAUUGUUGGAGAAAUACGGAUAUCUGGUUGCUUGUGGUUCUCUCAGACAUCCGGCUGUCAACUACCCGGAGUGAAGUAAGCACUACCGAAAGAGAGGAUUCUAGGAUAGGUUCAUGCCGCGGUUGCGCCGCUGUAUGGAGGUGUAAGGGAGGAGCGGGACUCUUGUGGGACGCUGGUGGAGUUCUGGCUGGUGGGGAUCAUGGGAAAAGAGCAGGAUCUUCUGCAAGCGGUCAAGAAUGGAGAUCUAGCUACUACACAGAAACUGCUGGCCAAGGUUAAAGCCAGCAAAAGCAAGUUACUGGGCUCCACCAAGAGGCUGAACAUCAACUAUCAGGAUCCAGACGGGUUUUCAGCGUUGCAUCAUGCUGCUCUCACGGGCACUACAGAGUUGCUCUCCCUGCUGUUGGAGGCUCAGGCUGUUGUGGACAUCAAGGAUAGCAACGGGAUGCGGCCGCUGCAUUACGCAGCAUGGCAGGGUAAAGCUGACUCGGUGCUCAUGCUCCUGAGGUCAGGGGCUGCGGUCAACAGCGCGUCUCACGACGGGCAGAUCCCACUGCACCUGGCCGCUCAGUACGGACACUAUGAGGUGUCUGAGAUGUUGUUGCAGCACCAGUCGAACCCGUGCGUGCUAAACAAGGCUAAGAAGACUCCUCUGGAUCUGGCCUGCGAGUUUGGCCGGGUGAAGGUGGCCCAGCUGUUGUUGAGCAGUAAUAUGGUUGCGUCUCUAUUAGAGGGGGAUCGGAAAGACGCUUCGGACUCGAACUGUAACACUCCUCUACAUCUCGCCGCACGCAACGGACACAAGGAUGUCAUCUGGCUUCUCCUGAAAGCGGGCAUUGACAUCAACAGAACCACUAAAGCUGGCACAGCGCUCCACGAGGCGGCCCUCUAUGGGAAGACAGAGGUAGUGCGGCUUCUCCUGGACGCCGGGAUUGAUGUAAAUAUCCGCAACACUUACAAUCAAACAUCCCUGGAUAUCGUCAACCAGUUCACGGCGUGCCACGCCAGCAAAGACAUCAAGCAGCUCUUACGAGAAGCUACCGGAGUUCUUCAGGUCCGAGCUCUGAAAGACUUCUGGAACCUACACGACCCCACGGCCCUCACCAUACGCGCCGGCGACGUCAUCACGGUGAUAGAACAGCAUGUGGACGGACGCUGGAAGGGCCACAUUCAUGACACCCAGAGAGGAACGGACCGAAUCGGCUACUUCCCCCCCUCCAUUGUGGAGGUCAUCAGCCGACGCUCAGGGGGCACCCUGUUACGACACGCCUCUCUGCCCUCCCAGAGGCAGCAGCUGCUCUCCAGGUCCGCCCUCAGUCCCAGCGUGAGUCUGAGCGGGGGCGGGACCCUUCAGACCGACGACUCCUACAGUCCGUACACCCCUAACCCACACCUGGUCCUCCCCCACACCAACGGUCUGAGCACCAACCCAGGUGGGCCUCCCGGCGGUCUGUCCCAGCACAUAAGCCCCAGCAUGGAGGACGUGUGGGUUUUGCGGAACUCCUGCGCUGCGGGGGACAGGAACAGUGUGGGCAGCACUGGCAGUGUGGGCAGCACCCGCAGUGCGGGCAGUGGCCAGAGCACAGAAAGCAACAGCGCCCCCAACGGACCCCAGCAACACCAACACGUCACCAACCCUGACACCAGCAAGGCGGCGCCCUCUGCUGUGGAUUUACUACAGCCAGACCAAAACAAACAUCCUGACGCAUCCGCAGGAGUUCCUCGCAGACCUGUGCUGCCCACACAGAGGCCAGGAGAGCAGGGUUUCUCUCAACAGUUUGUGCGUCCUCAUCAGCUGCUAGAGGGAAAGGACGCAGAGGCUAUAUAUCAGUGGCUGAGUGAGUUUCAGUUGGAGCAGUACACUACAAACUUCCUCAACGCUGGCUAUGAUGUGCCUACAAUCAGCAGAAUGACCCCAGAGGAUCUCACUGCUAUUGGUGUGACUAAACCAGGCCACCGUAAGAAGAUUUCCCUGGAGAUCGGCAACCUCAGCAUUCCAGAAUGGCUCCCAGAGUACAUACCACAGGAUCUUGGAGAGUGGCUGAGUGCCAUAGGCCUGCCUCAGUAUCAUAAGAAACUCUCGGAGAACGGCUAUGACUCGAUAAACAUUGUCCGAGAUCUCACGUGGGAAGAUUUACAGGAGAUUGGUAUCACUAAACUAGGCCAUCAGAAGAAGAUGAUGCUUGCGGUGAAGAAGUUGUGUGAUGUUCAAAAGGCUCUUCUGCAGGCAGAAUCAGGGCAUGGCACUCUGCGGCGCAAAACCCCUGCUGCCCUGGACCUGGUCACUAUCGAGCCGCCCCCUGAGAGUUUCGACCUCCCCUCACCCCACACGCCCAAGAUGAUGACUUUCCAGGACAGUGAGCUGAGCACUGAGCUACAGAGUGCCAUGUCCUCCCAGUACAGUGGCUGUCAGGAAGGACUGGCCAUCAAGAAUGCAGUAGGCAUGUCCUCCAGUCAGGAGAGCAUUGACACACGCUCUCGAGGCUCCGGCCGCUCUCAGGAGCCCCCCAGCACUCCCUCCUCCACUUCAGGAGCGACCCCUUACAGCCGGUCCCGAGAGAGUCUAUCGAGCCCAGACAGCAGUCCUGGUAAAGAGCGCAACAUUCCAGAAGGCCGUGACCAGGUCCCACGUCCUCAGCUACCACAGCAGCUGCCGUUCAGUGCUUCUGCAGGCUUUAAAUACCCAGCGGUGCCUGCCAAACCCAAACUGGGCUCUGCUCCUUCUCCGCAAGGUUCUCCUGCUCAUAAAACCCUCAAUUAUCCCCGUGUACUAUAUAACAGUGCCACGCUCGACCGUCGCUCUCCUAGCGUGGCCAAGAAGCGCACACAGAGCCUGUCCCGGUAUGCUUUGUCGGAUGGUGAACCAGAUGAAGAGGAUGAUGAUGAAGCAGCUCAGCUAGCCAGCAUAGCCAUGCCUUCAUACGCCACACUGAGCCGCAAGCUUACCCGGGGCCAGCUGGCACGUCUUCAGUCUGCCCCUGAGCAGUCUGUCGGCCGAAGCCACUCUUUCGCCAUUAGGGCUCGACGUAAAGGACCUCCUCCGCCGCCACCUAAGCGCCUUAGCUCCGUCAGCAACAGCAGCACUAGUGUCGAAACUGUCUCGGACACUCCUGCGCCAGCUUCUGGAGGAGUCGAGAGCGGCAGACCUGGGAGUGUAAAGAGCAUCACAGCUGCAUUAGAAACAGUCCUACCUGUGCCUACGGUGGAGCUCCUUCAGGAAACCACGACCACCAACGAAGAGUCCAAGCGCAGACCUCUGAGUCAGAGUGAAUCCAGCCAGGUAGCAGCCAAAGCAGAUACUGAUAGAGCAACAAAGUCUGACUCAGAGGAAGAUGAUGGGACGAAGGAUUCUGGCCUGGAGAGCUCAUCCUCGCCCCAGAACAGCUCCAGUGAGUGCAUCCCCUUUGCGGAGGAAGGCAACCUCACCAUCAAACAGAGGCCCAAAGUUGGCGGGCCACUCAAGGUGGAGAGCACUUCUGAGUCUCCAGAGAAAGCCAAACCAGCCAAAACCCCUGAAGUCCCAGAGUUCAACUUGAAAGAGUCAGACACAGUGAAGAGACGGCAGAAGCCAAAGGAGAAAGAGCAGCCAAACACAGCGUCCGACAGCAGUGCAGAUGGCACACCUGUUUUAGAGACUCAGGACACAGUGAAGCUCUGCAUUUCUGAAACAGAUAUGAGUCUGCCAUGUGUGAAUCUUCCAGCCAAACCAGUGAAAGCACCUCCACCUCUUGCCCCUAAACCUCCCAGCCCCCUGAAUCCAACACGGCACACCUCUAAACCCCAUCCUGCUCCUGUAACAGCUGUCGGCUCCAGUGUGACUCUCAGUGUUGUACAGAGUGUUGCCUUUGCAGCACCCCAGUCUCCAGUGCUGUACUCCCCCUCAGCAGAGAACACGGGUCACAGUGUGACAUCAGGAAGGCCCCAGGCUCUGGUGGAAAAUGGUCAAGGCUCAACACUGAAGCAUCAGAGGCUGGAGAAGACCAGCUCAUCCCUUGAGGAAGCACUAAAAGCUGUGGAGAGAAAACUCACUCUUGAGAACAACAAUGUGGGCACUUCUCACAUAGUGAAGUCUACAGGGAACAUUCUGGAUGACAUUGGGAACAUGUUUGAUGACCUUGCUGAUCAGUUGGAUGCUAUGCUGGAUUAAAAAUUCUCCUGGAUUUGGCCGUUUGGGGGUUGUUUUGUGCUGGCCCAGGAGGGUAGAGAUCUACCUAUAGAAGCAUGGGUUCUUCUUCCUUAUAUUUCAGAUGGAGAGCAGAGAAAAACUCUUGAACACAAAAGUGGGAACCUCCAUUUGCAAAGACCACACAGACAUUUUUGGACCAGUCUCCUGACUAAUGUCAGUCUAAGUGUCAUUUGUAGUUGUUUGUUUAUAUUCCAUUUUCUAAUCAACCAGCGUAUAUAUAUGUUUUUGUGUUUUUCAUUUUGUCCUGUCAUUUGUUGUUGUUUUUGGGGCUGAACCAUGGACUUGACUAAGUGUGACCCCAAUGGACUUUAUAUGAUGGACCCAGAUAGAAGAAAUGCAAAGGAGAAUCAUUCCUAAAGCAAUAUACAUUUCAAAACACUACACUGAUUCAAAACA
Rhinichthys klamathensis goyatoka is the source of this 5225-nucleotide messenger RNA. Its product is annotated as caskin-2. NCBI's taxonomy places the organism in Eukaryota, Metazoa, Chordata, Actinopteri, Cypriniformes, Leuciscidae. Gene Ontology annotation, molecular function: protein binding. The coding region runs from base 843 to 4790 and encodes 1315 amino acids. The record is from RefSeq and is a predicted model, not a curated record. The transcript is spliced from 22 exons.